GGUAAUCGUAGUCCUGUGACGUCUUCCGCUUUCAGUGACAGUAGUCUCUGCAUGUAACUUUCUGGAGUCAACAUUUUUGUUCUGUUUACGGAGUUCGGGGACUUGCAUCUUGAAAAUAAACACGCUGGGAAAUUUAGAGUGGUUUUGAGAACAUUUCCGUUUUCAAUGGCGGAGGCAAGUGGCACUGCGGUGAACGAUUUGCCUCCUGGAGAUCCGCAGCUUAUAGGCCUAAUCGUGGAGCACCUAAAGAGCAGAGGACUUUUCGACGAGUUCCGCCGAGAUUGUCUGGCUGAUGUUGACACAAAGCCAGCCUAUCAGAACUUGCGACAGAAGGUUGACAACUUUGUGUCCACACACCUAAAUACCCAAGAGUGGAAUCCGACGAUCAACAAAAACCAAAUGCGAAACGGACUCAGACAAAGUGUGGUGCAGUCAGGCAUGUUGGAGUCAGGUGUGGACAGGAUCAUUACCCAGGUGGUGGACCCCAAGCUGAAUCACAUUUUCAGACCCCACAUAGAGAACGCCAUCCAUGACUUCCUCUCCGGUGACAGGAAGGAGGAUGGGGCCCCGGGCGCACCCCCACCAGAGGCGGAACAGCAAGAGGCCCCCAGCACCCUACCAAAAACUCCCUGAGGUGCAGGAUGGAAGAGUAAACAUGGUGCUUCACUCAACAUAUUAACUGAAUUCACCUGUUCCAAACGUCGUCCAACACAACGGUGGAACGAGAGAGUGAUGCAAAAUGGCUACUGCGUUCCAAACCCCCCCCUCCCCCUCUAUACUGCUCCAUAUUGGGCAGCCUGUAGCGUAGUGGCUAAGGUACGUGACUGGGGAAGGUUGUUGGUUCAAGCCCCGGUGUAGCCAUGAUAAGAUCUGCACAGCUGUUGGGCCCUUGAGCAAGGCCCUGGUGUUCCCCAGGUGCGGCUGCUGCCCACCCAGGUGCGGCACACCAAAGACGACAUGCCUCACAUCGGGAGGGGAGUCUCGAGCAUUUGCGCAAAUAACAUGUCAUGCUCUAUGGAAAUGUGUUUUUCAGCUCCUCCUUAAAAUCUUUUUCAAAAAUACUUUUCUGCACUUAAUUCCUCCAUUUUUAUUUAUGAAAAAUAAGUAGCUUUGGCAUUCUUAAGCGGGUCAUUUCCCAUGGGAUUGUUUGUGUUUUUCUUUUGUCAAUAAAUGAGUUCGCAAUGAAAAGGGCACAUGGUGUUAUCUGUAAAAAUGAAAUGUGUGACUCGUAUAGAUGUGCCUGCAUAGCAACCAAAGACAAACAGGCAAAAAUACUUAUUUCAGUUUUGUUGUUUGGUUUAAUUUUUUGUUUUUAGGUCUUAGCAGCUUGUGAGCUCCUUUUUAUUUUUAAACAUGAUUAUAGAUGCACAUUAGAUGCACACUCAUAUAUUGAGUUUUAGUGAGAGCAGGGCCGUGGUCUGGGACUGAUCAUGGAAUGGCGUAAUGGGUAUGCUUUGAUUUAAAAUAUUUUGUCCUUGUUGAAGUAUGACUUGUCUAUACAUUUUUAUGAUUAAAUUUUUAAUUGAUCUGGCA
This is a messenger RNA of Conger conger (European conger), 1533 nucleotides long. RefSeq names its product biorientation of chromosomes in cell division 1 (gene bod1). The transcript is spliced from 4 exons. NCBI's taxonomy places the organism in Eukaryota, Metazoa, Chordata, Actinopteri, Anguilliformes, Congridae. The coding region runs from base 166 to 633 and encodes 155 amino acids. The record is from RefSeq and is a predicted model, not a curated record.